UUAACGUUAACAACAAUGUUCACAUUGCACUUUCCUUUUAUCUUCUUCUUCGUGAUCAAUAACACAAAUUCUCUCAGCAAAAGAACCCUUUCUUUGUGUUCUGUUCCUCUUCUCUUCAUUCUCCGCGCUUCUUCUUCGUUUACGAGUGAAGUUUGUGGUGCCCGUUUUAUCUAAUAAAGAUGAACGCCAUCCAAGUUGCUGCAAGUAAUCCUGCAAUUUAUGUCAGGAAAAACUAUCAGCCACACCAUUUUCUUUCUACACCAAAGGGAUUGUCAAUGAAUGCCAACCCUCUCUCUAGGACCUUCCUAAUCCCAAGAGCAAAACUUUCAUCUGGCUUAUAUUGUGUUAGGCAGAGCGCGACCACUGCCCCAGUAUUAAAGGUUUAUCCAAGUAACCUAACACAAUCUGUGCCUGUUUUGAAAUCUCAAAAACCUCGACAUGUUUGUUUAGCUGGUGGAAAAGGAAUGAUGGACAACAGUGAGGACUCCCAACGGAAAUCUCUUGAGGAAGCCAUGAAAAGUUUACAAGAAAAAAUUCAAAAGGGAGAAUACAGUGGGGGAAGUGGGUCCAAGCCACCAGGCGGACGAGGUCGUGGUGGCGGUGGUGGCAACUCUGAUGGAUCAGAGGAAGGAAGCACUGGUGGGAUGUCAGAUGAGACCGCUCAAAUAGUUUUCGCAACAAUUGGCUUUAUGUUUGUGUACAUUUACGUCAUCAAUGGUGUGGAACUUACAAAGCUAGCUAGGGACUUCAUCAAGUAUCUGCUUGGUGGAACUCAGAGUGUUCGAUUAAAGCGGGCAUCCUACAAAUGUUCACGAUUUUAUAAGAAGAUUACUGGGCAAAAUGAAGUUAUGAGGAUGGGUUGGAAACAGUCCAUUACGAUGGAACAUCGCUGAUUUUUACCGAGAUGUCCUUAGGAAUUACAUGAAACCAAAUUCAAACGAGUAAAGACUAGUAGCAGCUCUAGAUGCUCACAUUUCUGAACCUGAUGAAUAGGUGCAUUUGUAAUUUGUUGCUUAUUUCAGGAAAAUUUACAUUAAUUUAAUCAAAUUUUCUUUUAAGAUGGUUACGAAAAUUUCUUUUUAUGUGGUUACAAAGUUUUCAAUACAAACUUAUAUCCAGUACACAUUGAGCUUAAAA
Molecule: messenger RNA, 1137 nt
Organism: Medicago truncatula (barrel medic)
Lineage: Eukaryota; Viridiplantae; Streptophyta; Magnoliopsida; Fabales; Fabaceae
Cellular component (GO): chloroplast
Source: RefSeq, a predicted model, not a curated record